CUCGAGAUUCCGUUGAUAGGCAUCGCCAUGAACGUCGUCAACGGAAUGGCCGCGCCGUCCGAGCGACGUCGAGAAAUGGCCAAGAAGGUGUCGCGACGGCAAUCGUCCUUGGCGAGUAUGAGCACCACCCGCCUCCUCUCGGCAAACCAGAACGACUUCAAGCAAAGCUGCACCCAUGGCGCGUUCCACAAAAACUUUGCCGGGUACAUGACGAUCCAAACAGGUUUCUUUGGGACGUGGAAAACGUGCUUCUUCACCCUCCAAGGCAUUGAGCUUUCCGUCGCAGACCACGAAGGGAUGGCCGCUAGUCGCAGUGACACGAUCGCCUUCGUUGCAGCGUCCAGAGGCAAGCCAACGUUCCUUGAGUUUCACAUGAAGUCGAAAAAGGUAUGGAAGACUCGAUGCAUCUCGCCGGACGUGGCAAACGCGUGGUUUUCCGCCGUCGAAGACUGCAUGGCCCGUCUCUCAUACGGUGUCGACCGGUACCUGAAGAGCUGCGCGAAGCGACAGACUCCAACCAUUCUGUCUGCCUGGCUUUCCCAGCUCGAUUCGAAGGGAAAGGUCAUCGGGCGGUACUUCUACGUCCUGCGCCACUUGACGUUUAGCAUGGCCCCAAACAUUGACAUCGUUCCCGAAGUGUACGACGUGGUUACGGGUGUGAGCGCCGCGGUGCACGACGGCGCGAUGGAGGUCCGAUUUGAGACGCAGCCCCCGAUGGUGCUUCGAUUCGACGCGAUCGAGUUGCUCCGCGUGUGGCACAUGGUUGUCCGCACGUGCAUGAACGAGCCGUCCCGAGCAGCAUUUGCAUGAGGCGGACGUCCCAAUCUCUCCACCUCGACGUCGUCCUCCCCACGGUCGAUGGUUAAACUUAUUCUCAUUGCAUUGAUGUCCCUUAUUCCGCUUGUCGUCGCGUCACUACUUGACUGUCUUGGACAGUGCGCGGACAGCGUCGAGGCCGAUGCGGAUCGUUUCCUUGGCCGACACGUCCUUGUCGGCCCAGAUCGCAAGCGACAGCCGGCAAAUGACUUCGAUAAACUCGACGAACACGACAAACUGCUUCUCGC
This is a messenger RNA of Aphanomyces invadans, 1064 nucleotides long. RefSeq lists its product as hypothetical. The transcript is spliced from 2 exons. Lineage: Eukaryota; Oomycota; Saprolegniomycetes; Saprolegniales; Verrucalvaceae. The record is from RefSeq and is a predicted model, not a curated record. Bases 28 to 810 code for a protein of 260 amino acids.